AAGAAGAAUAAACACCAAAGAAGAAGAAACAGAAGCAUCACGUUGGUCUUGCAAACGCGAAAGCACCAUUUGAACUCAAGUCCACGUAAACAAUGAAAAAUGGAGAACUUUGUAUACGUAUCUCGUGAAAACUUGAUGUGUUCAAUCUGUUGGGAUCUAUUAAAAGAUCCAGUGACGCUUAACUGUGGACACAGUUUUUGUAUGAGCUGCAUUACAAACCGCUGGGAUCAGGAUGACGACACCGAAGUCUAUGAAUGCCGCGAGUGCGGAAAGACCUUCACUCCAAGACCUGUUUUGGGUAAAAACACCGUGCUAGCUGAAGUCUUGGCGAAACUAAAGACCGAACCACAAGCUCCUCCUCAGUAUUUUUAUCCUGGAAUUGCACUAUGUCACAUCUGUACUGGGAAAAGUCACGACGCUGUAAAAUCCUGUCUGGUGUGUCUGGAAUCAUACUGUCAGAAACAUUUUGAACAACACGAGGAGUUUCACUCAAGUAAGCGACACAAAAUGAUCGAUGACACUGACCGACUUGAGAAGACGAUCUGCCAUCAACAUGACAAACCCCUGGAGAUGUACUGCUAUCAUCACAAUAGCUGUGUUUGCAAGAUGUGUGUUGUGAAUGGGCAUGCAUCCCAUACUGUAGUGUCACUUGCCGCGGCGAGGACUGAGAUACAGGGAAACUUUGAAGAAAGGCAAAGACAUCUCCAGGAGAGAAUCCAGAACAAAUGUCAAGAGUUGAAGGAUGCUGUGGAGACUCAUAAGCGCUCUGCACAGACGGCAGUGGACGACACUGAGAGGAUCUUUACUCAACUGAUCCGAUCCAUUGAAAAAAGACGAUCUGAGGUGACACAGCUGAUCAGAGAUCAGGAGAAGACUGCAGUGAUUCAAGCUGAAGGACUCUUGAAGCGACUGGAGUGGCUGGAACCGGAGAUUAUUAGUUUAGGGAGGGAUGCUAAGCUGGAGCAGCUUUUAAAAACAGACGAUCACAUCUAUUUCCUCCAGAAUAUCAACUCUUACGCUGUGCCACAUGGAUCUACAGACUUGCUCAACACGACUGUCAAUUCAGGACCUGCUUUUGAUAACAUAUUAAAAUCUGUGUCUCAACUGAGAGAGACAAUGGAGGAUGUUUGCAAAGAAGAGCAAGAAAAAAUAUCCGACAAGGCGAGAUGCAUUGAAAUCAUUCCCAUCCUGGAACAUGAGAGCUGGGAAGAGUUCCUAUCAUAUUCUUUUGAUUUUACUCUGGAUCCAAACACUGUGAACAAAUCCCUGCGUCUGGACGAGGAGGACACACAGGUUACUUACUCGAGGAAACCCCAGGAUUAUUCGGAUCAUCCAGACAGAUUUGAGUUUUGGAAUCAGGUGCUGUGUGAGGAGAGCGUGAGUGGACGCUGUUACUGGGAGGUUGAGUGGAGCGGUCAAGUAGGCAUAUCAGUGUCAUAUAAAACAAUCAUGAGGAAGAGCAAGUCAAAAAAGUCUAAGUUUGGAGGUGACGAUCAGUCAUGGAUUUUAAACUGCUCCUCAUACUUGUUCUCAUUCUGCCAUAAUGAUGAAUACACUGCGCUCCCUGCCUUCCAACCAUUUAAAAUAGGAGUAUAUGUGGAUCACAGUUCAGGAACUCUGUCCUUCUACAGCGUCAAUGACACAAUGACCCUCAUCCACAGAGUCCAGACCACAUUUACUCAACCUCUCUAUCCUGGGUUUAGUUUAGGGCGUGACUCGGAAGUAAUUCUCUGUGAUCUUGGUUGAUUGUGAAAACCGUUGAUGUACAUAUUUCUUGGAUAUUACAGCCAGCCUUUUAAGUUAGAUAAUAUCCAUCUAAAGACUAGAUUUAAAGAUUUGUUGCCGUUUUGCAUUUUUCUGUCAACACCCAUUUCUACAUCUGUUUUUCUGUUGUGUUUUUCUCUUUUAUUUUAUUUUUGAAUGAUUUAAUGUUUUUUAAAACUGAUUCAAUUGUUCAUAAAAUGUGAUACCUUUUUUUACAGAACAAUAAAGGUUAUUUUAUUUGGGAAAAAUAUAAACAAGCAAAAAAGCAAAAUACGUGUUAACUUUACCAAAUGGUAGACUGUCUACCAUUGAUUUAAAAAAAAACAUUUAUGGAUGUAUGAUACGUUGUUUUGAUGUUUGUUUGUUUGUUUUCUUUGUAUCCCCCUGUUGUUGUUUUCAAAUAAAAAAGUUUACAUGAACAGUGCUCAUGUAUGUAAAUAUGAGAAUUGUAGAACUAAAUUAAAACAAAAUAUUGCGGGCUAAUU
Paramisgurnus dabryanus is the source of this 2249-nucleotide messenger RNA. RefSeq names its product tripartite motif-containing protein 16-like protein. Gene Ontology annotation, molecular function: protein binding; zinc ion binding. The record is from RefSeq and is a predicted model, not a curated record. Lineage: Eukaryota; Metazoa; Chordata; Actinopteri; Cypriniformes; Cobitidae.